UCAAAUUUGGGCACCAAGAAAAGUUUUGAACAUAUAUAUGAGCAAUGCAUCAAAAAUAAUCUCAAGAAAUGGAGGAGGACAGAAUCAGCCAACUCCCAGAUGCAAUUCUUCAACAAAUCUUGUCCUUGAUCGACAUCAAUCAAGCCGUUGAGACAGCCGUUCUCUCCUCAAGAUGGAAAAACCUCUGGUUUUCCCUCUCCGAUCUCAACUUCCACCUCAGCCGCUUCCCUCACUUCAUCUCCAACUUCCUCUCUAAUCGCGACGACGCCGCCCCCAUCCGCAACUUCCACCUCUCAUUGGACACCGGUGGGCCGGUCCACGAAUUCGUGGAGGAAUGCGCGUACUACGCCGUCAGUCACGGCGUCCAAUCCCUCCGCCUCCACGCUCCCGGCGGCCCACUUCUGAAUCUCCCUGCCGCGUUUUUCGCCUCGACAACGCUGCGGGAGCUCCAUCUCAGACAAUUUAGCGGCGGGAUUUCUCUACCUGGAAACUUCUGUUUACCACAUCUGAAAACCCUGUAUCUUGAAAGCACUCGCUUCUUCAAACAUGAAAGAUUGGAGAUGGAAGAGAUUUCUGCUCCAUUGCUAACUUGGUUUAGAUAUGAGGGGCACUAUCCUUUUGAAUGUCCCAAUGUUAAUCUCCCAGUGUUGGAGGAAGUCAAUUUGGACAUUUAUAAAAGAUUCUACGAGGAAGGGAUGCGUGUGAAAUGUGUUAGGAUGCUUCAACAACUUGGAAAUGCUACCACUGUUGCAUUAACUCUGGACAUCCUCAAGGUUCUAGGAAAGGAUCGUAGUUUGAUUGAGCAAAAGCCUUGUCCAUUUCCGUACCUGAAAUGUCUGAAAUUGAUGAAAGGGCGUCGCGAAAUUCCUACGGUGCUACAGAGCGUGAUGAAGAGUACUCGGGAGACGAAGACGACAAAAAAAAACACACAGAAUCAGUCAAUAUCCAAAUUUGGUCACCAAGAAAACUCCUCACAUAUAUAUUUAUUACCAAGAAGAUUGAUCCUCCCCCAAAAUCAAAACUCAUCAUCAAAAAUGGAGCAAGACAGAAUCAGCCAACUCCCAGAUGCAAUUCUGCUACAAAUUCUGUCGUGUAUCGACACCAAUCAAGCUGUUCAAACAAGCAUUCUCUCCACGAGAUGGAAAAACCUCUGCUUUUCCCUCUCCGACCUCCGCUUCCGCCUCAGCUGCUUCGCCGCCCACAGCCGCGCCACCUUAAAGAAUCGCGAAGCUCUCUCCCACCGCUUCUCCCACUCCGUCUCCCACUUCCUCUCUCACCGCGACGGAGCCACCACCAUCCGCAACUUCCACCUCUCAUUCGAGCACAGCCAUGAUCUGCAGCUCUACGCAGACGCAGCAUUCGUGGAGGAAAGCGUGCUCCACGCCAUCGACCACGGCGUUCAGUCCCUCCGCCUCCAGCUGCGCUGCCGCCCCGAACUCACUCUCCCCGCCUCGUUCUUCGGCUCCACGACGCUGCGGGAGCUGGAGCUCAGGCAGCUGGGCUGCGUGAUUUGUGUACCGGAGCAGUUCUCGUUACCACAUUUGAAAACCCUGUAUCUUGAAAGCUCUGCGUUCGUGAAUGAUGGUCAGUAUUUGUCUUCCUUGAAGGAGCCGUUUUCAGGCUUCCCGGAGUUGGAGAAGCUUACUCUUCGCCAGUGUUCGGUUUAUAGGCUUGUUGUCAAGGCUCCCAAACUUAGGUUUCUUGAAAUUGUUCAGAAAAAUUCGUAUUAUUAUUCUGAUCAGCUGAUGGAGGAGAUUUCUGCUCCGUUGCUUACUUGGUUUAGAUACGAGGGUUAUUUUCCUUUCGAAUGUUCCAAGGUUAAUCUCCCAAUGUUGGAGGAGGUUUAUUUGGAUGUUCAUAAAAAACUACAACCGCAUAAUAGAUAUGUAUUUUUUGGUGAAAAAACCAUGCUUCUGAAAUGUGUUAGGAUGCUUCAGCUACUUGGAAAUGCUAAGAUUGUUGCAUUAACUUUGAGCACCCUCAAGGUUCUUGAAAUGGACCGUGGUUUGCUUGAGCAAAGCCCUUGCCCAUUUCCCUACAUGAAAUGUCUGAAAUUGAUGAAAGGGCGUCGGGAAAUAGCGACGGUGCUGCGGAGAGUGUUGAAUUACUUGACGGAGGAGAAUUUGGUUUCGGAGUCAUUACUGAAGGUGGAGUUACCUCAAGAUGUGGUUGUGGUUGAAAAGAAUUAUGAAGACUUGUUUGAAGACAACAGUGAUGAACAACAACUUGAACUGUUGUUUGGUAUAGAACAUGAAACAUCAUCGUCUGCAAUCUGAUCAAAUACUUCCUCCGUCCCAUUGAUCAUGUCUUGUUUACAUUUUUCGGUUUGUCCUAUUGAUUUUGUUAUGUUUCUGUUUUUAAUAGUGAUUUUACACUAUAAAUAAUAUGGUCUCACACCUUUACACA
Salvia miltiorrhiza (redroot sage) is the source of this 2406-nucleotide messenger RNA. RefSeq lists its product as uncharacterized. Gene Ontology annotation, molecular function: protein binding. Lineage: Eukaryota; Viridiplantae; Streptophyta; Magnoliopsida; Lamiales; Lamiaceae. Bases 69 to 2276 code for a protein of 735 amino acids. The record is from RefSeq and is a predicted model, not a curated record. The transcript has 5 exons.